Messenger RNA from Pochonia chlamydosporia 170, 258 nucleotides. Its product is annotated as LSM domain-containing protein. Gene Ontology annotation, molecular function: RNA binding. The coding region runs from base 1 to 258 and encodes 85 amino acids. Gene Ontology annotation, biological process: spliceosomal snRNP assembly; mRNA splicing, via spliceosome. Gene Ontology annotation, cellular component: precatalytic spliceosome; U12-type spliceosomal complex; catalytic step 2 spliceosome. The record is from RefSeq and is a predicted model, not a curated record. The transcript has 4 exons. Lineage: Eukaryota; Fungi; Ascomycota; Sordariomycetes; Hypocreales; Clavicipitaceae.
AUGGCUCCCGCGCAACCUGAGCUCAAGAAGUAUCUCGAGAAGAGACUCUUUGUGCAACUGAACGGCAGUCGCAAGGUCAUCGGAGUUUUGCGCGGCUACGAUGUCUUCUUGAACAUUGUCCUGGACGAGGCGGUCGAAGAGAAGGAGGGCGGAGACAAGGUCAAGCUCGGCAUGGUCGUCAUCCGAGGAAACUCAGUCGUCAUGAUGGAAGCGCUAGACAGAAUCGGCGGCGACGACCGACAACAUCACCACCGAUAA